CUUCUUUUGUGACCUAACUCAUGCACAUAAUUAGUUGGUAGAAGUUGGUUUGGCCAAUUUAUAUUUAUUAGUUUCCUAAGUUACCUAUUUUUUUCUUUUAUUUAAAUGCUUUCUCUUCUUAUCUUUACCUCACACCAAAAAAAUAGAAAUUCCUUAGCUUCAAUUUCUCUCAAAAAAUAAAAUUAUAAUGGGUUACUUGGUGUUAAUACUCCUUUUCCCUUGUAUGUUUCUCCUCUUCCACUUUCUGAAAUGGGUUGUUGUAAAAAGAUACCAAGAUUGUUACAUACUUAGCUAUGAAUGCUACAAACCUAGUGAUGAUCGGAAAGUAAGCACACAAUUCUCCGGCGAGAUCAUUACUCGUAACAAAAACUUGGGCCUUGAUGAGUACAAGUUCCUCCUCAAGGCGGCCGUUAGCUCCGGCAUUGGGGAGCAAACGUACGCCCCAAGGAACAUACUUAUGGGCCACGAAGAAAGCCCGACUCUUAAUGAUAGCCUCGAUGAGAUGGACGAGUUUUUUCACGAUAGUGUUGAAAAACUCCUCUCUAAAUCCGGAAUUUCCCCGCAAGAAAUCGACAUUUUAGUCGUUAAUGUGUCAAUGUUUGCGUCCGUACCAUCCUUGGCGUCAAGGAUAGUAAACCAUUACAAAAUGAGGGAUGAUAUUAAGGUGUACAACCUUAGUGGAAUGGGGUGUAGUGCUAGCUUAAUUUCAAUAAGCAUUGUUCAAAAUGUUUUUAAACAUGAAAAAGAGUGUUAUGCUUUGGUUGUAACAUCCGAAUCUCUAAGCCCGAAUUGGUAUACGGGUAAUGACCGAUCCAUGAUCUUAUCCAAUUGUCUUUUUAGGUCGGGUGGGGGUGUUAUCCUCUUGACCAACAAGUGGGGGUUGAGGAAGAAGGCAAUGUUAAAACUCAAGUGUCUUGUACGGACACAUCAUGGGGCUAAAGACGAGUCGUACGGAUGUUGCACACAAAUGGAGGAUUCCUUAGGGAGGUUAGGGUUCCACCUUAGCAAAAGCCUUCCCAAGUCUGCAGCCCGUUGUUUGGUUGAUAAUCUCAAGGAGUUAGCCCCCAAAAUAUUACCAAUAAGGGAAGUGGCUCGAUUUGUGGUUGCGGUUAUGGUCCGGAGAUUUAUCACCGGACCUAACAAGCAAGCGGGUUUAGCUAAACCCGUAAUUAACUUUAAAACAGGGGUAGACCAUUUUUGCUUGCAUACCGGUGGAAAAGCCGUUAUAGAAGGAUUAGGAGAGAACCUAAAGUUAGGAGAGUACGAUCUUGAGCCAGCGAGAAUGACCCUUCAUCGGUUCGGGAACACGUCAGCGAGUAGCUUAUGGUACGUAUUGGGGUAUAUGGAGGCAAAGAAAAGGCUCAAGAAAGGUGAGAGAGUGUUGAUGGUUAGUUUUGGGGCAGGGUUUAAAUGUAAUAGUUGUUUGUGGGAAGUGGUUAGAGAUUUAGAUGGGUGUGACAAUGUUUGGAAGGAUUGUAUCCAAGAUUACCCUCCUAAGAGUUUGGCUAAUCCUUAUUUGGACAAAUUUGGUUGGAUCCAAAAUGAAGAUUCUACUACUUUUCCAGAGGAUUACCAGGAUAAAUUGAAUUAUUACCGUCAAAAGAUGAACUGAAUUAUAUUAAUUACACUUAGAUUAACGUAUAGUUAGCCCUAUAUAAGUUUUUUUUUUUUUUUUACUUUCAAAGGAAGUCAUCCUUUUUUUUGUCACUGUACGUAAGUUUUACUGUUUACUGUAAGUUAUAUCCAUUAUUCCA
Spinacia oleracea (spinach) is the source of this 1754-nucleotide messenger RNA. Its product is annotated as 3-ketoacyl-CoA synthase 12-like. The transcript has a single exon. The coding region runs from base 188 to 1612 and encodes 474 amino acids. Gene Ontology annotation, biological process: fatty acid biosynthetic process. The record is from RefSeq and is a predicted model, not a curated record. Gene Ontology annotation, cellular component: membrane. Gene Ontology annotation, molecular function: acyltransferase activity, transferring groups other than amino-acyl groups. Lineage: Eukaryota; Viridiplantae; Streptophyta; Magnoliopsida; Caryophyllales; Amaranthaceae.